AUGAACCGCCCCAAGCCCCCCUCCUUCCCAGAGACGCCUGACGAACUCACUACUAGUUAUACCCAAAAACUCGAGGAAAACCACGCCGCGUCCCAGGACCAGGAGCAGUCUCUGCGGAUCCAGGUCAAGGAGAGAGAAGCUGUCAUUCAGUACCAGAAGGAGCAGCUAGCAGCCGACCAGAAGCAGAUUACUAAACUCGAGAUUAAAAAGACCCAGCUUACUACAGCUACUACACCUGCGGUACUAACACCCCCGGCCGUCACUACGUUUCCCUCUAACCCCGUUGGCGUUGCUAAAGCCUCCGCAGACGACCUAACGGGACCGCCUGCGCCUAUUACUCCCCUAAGUUCCCGAACUCCUAGCCUUAGUGAGAGAAUACCUAACCCAAAGGAAUUUAAUAGAACUUAA
Bipolaris sorokiniana ND90Pr is the source of this 408-nucleotide messenger RNA. RefSeq lists its product as uncharacterized. Lineage: Eukaryota; Fungi; Ascomycota; Dothideomycetes; Pleosporales; Pleosporaceae. The transcript has 2 exons. Bases 1 to 408 code for a protein of 135 amino acids. The record is from RefSeq and is a predicted model, not a curated record.